CAGUACCAACAGACUGUUGGUCGUCGACAGUCGCUUGUUGCAAAUUCCAUCGAGUUGUAGUUGAUAAUAUUUGUGUCUUUUGUCAUUUUACAUUUAUCUGAUCAUUAAAGUUUAUAAAAAAGUUUAAAAUAUCAAAAUAUCAACGUAACACUCAUUAUUAAUUAGUAUUUGUAUAGAUUUACUCCUUUUUAGUUGGUUAUUUUUGUUUUAUAGUGAAAAUAAUGAUUAGCAAGUAGUUAUUAAUAAAAUAGUGAGAAUGCAACAAAGGACGAUAUUGGGAUGCAAUUGGGCGCGCGGCGGUGAGGCAGGAUCCGGCGUGGUGCGACGAGCGCAUCCUGCAUCCGGCGCCCAGUGGAACGUGCAGGUCGUCAGAGGGAAAGUCAAUGGAAAAUGUUUGUGGAACGCAUGUAAAGCGCUCAGCAUCGGAUUAUUGCUCAUGUUGCUCGGUGGCGCUAUGGCUACAAUAGGUUAUUACGCAGAUGAUUUAUCAAUGGCGCAUGAAGUGCGUGGUAAUCAUACAGUAAAAAUAAAAAACGAAUCACGCGGUUUCCAUCUCAAUAAUUUAUCCUACGCUGGACCGAUUGUGAUGGGAGUUGGAGGUUUUAUUGUCGUCGCCGCGUGUGUUAUGACCUUCGAGGCGCGAGACUCCGCCGCCAAGGUUGUUCCAGCGCGACUUAAAUCAGGAAGUGGUAUACAAUGCACUCACCGACCAGUUACUGGUGACCGAUCCGCACAUGGAUCCUUACGAACAUCCGCUUCACAAACCGGAGUCACACCUCAACCCCCUCAUCAGUCGUCGGAUCGACGGGCAGUUACCCAAUCGCUUGUGCAGUUCUCGAAAGGACUCGUAAUUGACAGCGAGUGUCGAAAACCGGUGAAUUUACUGCGCGUCUCACAGAAUUCUAUUAGCAAGUCACCCUCAGCCCCAGAUCUGAGUGAACAAAAACCACCCAUGGUCCCAGUGCACAACGGCAGUAAAAAAACAUCACCGAGUAACGAUUCGUGUAAAGAAGAUCCGAGAAGAUGUAAUGUUGCUACUGGAAUGAAACAAGAUGGCGGACGUAGGAUGAUUACUCCUUACGGGGCGCUAAACCCGAAAUUAUUACAUCGGCACGCGUUAUCAGUAGACGAAACUGCGCAUACUUACAGGUUAAGUCAUGAAUCACUGCAGGGUACAGGCAGUCAGUGCUCGAUGGCGUUGGAUUUACAUUUGGAGUGUCCGGUAACACUAAGAAUCCGUGAUCGUCGACGUAAUCCGUUGAGACGACAGUGUAAGAUCGAAGCUGAAGAUGAAAAACACCUCCACGAACAAAUCGCCAGGUCUAAUUCACAUUCACCGCGCAUGACGCACCAACAUCGCACGAAGAGUAACGCGUCAGCUACAGGCAGUCCAGGUUUAUCGCCUUCUUCGACAUUCUGCGGGCAGAGAAGAAGUUCCAAUGCUUCGGAUUGUACGCAUCGCGCGCGAACAAGAAAACGAGAUUGUCACCACCAACGCGGGCGAUUGGAGCGCGCCAUAUCUUCGGAUUCGCGGUUGACUGGAGUGCAUCAUAAGUGCCAUCAUCAUCAUCAUCAUCAUGUUCAUCCGCAGGUUUCUGUGGAGGAGGCCGUUGUUCCAGGCGCUUCAAGUUCUGAUACUGAUAUUACUCAUACAAGGAGUAUACAUCCAAAAAUUUAAAAACAUCAAAAAGUAAAAAAAAAAUUGGUUGAAUUCAUUUGGAGUCAAAACGCAGGAUAAUCAUUAGUUAUUGUCGUUAAUAUUUGUUUUAACAGAUGUGUAGAGAC
This is a messenger RNA of Dalotia coriaria, 1785 nucleotides long. RefSeq lists its product as uncharacterized. Lineage: Eukaryota; Metazoa; Arthropoda; Insecta; Coleoptera; Staphylinidae. The coding region runs from base 257 to 1678 and encodes 473 amino acids. The record is from RefSeq and is a predicted model, not a curated record. The transcript is spliced from 7 exons.